UUUUGUUUGGCGGAGACGGGUCGAACGCGGGAGGCUGUUUGCCAAAGAGUUGCUCUCUUGCUUCAAAACGAGACUUUCUUUUCCCGACUGUAGUUGCGGCUCUUCUGCCUCUCCGUGCUUUUUAUCUUUACAUUUCCAUUCGUGGGUUCUUUGUGGGGCUGACCAAGCCUCCUUUAAACUGCAAAGCUGGCGAGCACAAUGGGAAAAAAGCAAAACAAGAAGAAAGUGGAGGCGGUCUUAGAAGAGGAAGAGGAGGAAUACGUGGUGGAGAAAGUUCUUGACAGGCGGGUAGUGAAAGGCAAAGUGGAAUACUUGCUCAAGUGGAAAGGCUUUUCAGAUGAAGAUAAUACAUGGGAGCCAGAGGAGAAUCUCGAUUGCCCUGACCUAAUUGCAGAGUUCCUGCAAUCCCAGAAAACAGCACAUGAAAGUGACAAGUCAGAGGGAAGUAAGCGCAAGGCUGACUCCGACUCUGAGGAUAGGGGGGAAGAAAGCAGACCAAAGAAAAAAAGAGAAGAGGCUGAAAAGCCUCGAGGGUUUGCAAGAGGGUUUGAGCCAGAACGGAUUAUUGGUGCCACAGAUUCCAGUGGGGAGCUCAUGUUCCUAAUGAAAUGGAAAAACUCAGAUGAAGCUGAUCUGGUUCCUGCCAAGGAAGCUAACAUCAAGUGUCCACAGGUGGUCAUCUCAUUUUAUGAGGAAAGGCUCACAUGGCACUCUUAUCCCUCGGAGGAGGAUGAUAAGAAGGAUGACAAGAGUUAAGUUGCUUGCCCUUCUGUCCUCAUCCCUCCUUUGGCUGACUUUUGUAUUAAGAGAACAGACUGUGGGUUUGAACAUGAGGAAGAAGUGAAGAGACACUUGGCUGAGGAGGAUACCCUCUGUAGAAACAGGACAAGAUCUCUGCUUGUGUGUGCAUGUGCAUAUUCAUAAUCUGUCACCUUGAUUGGAGGAAUGAAGGCCACCAACAGAAACAGCAAGUGCAGGUGCUUGUUCUGUAAAGAUCACCUGAAAUUUGCAACCUUUCUCCCAAAUAGUAUUAACAGCAUUUUUAUAGUUUAGCAUGUGUGUGUAGGUUUGAUUCCUUUUUUGCUAUUUUUUGUGUAUUGUUGAGGUGGGAAGGGAGGGUAUGCGCCAACUGACUUGAAACAAAGUGUAGUUUACAGUAUUCUAUAGCCAGAAUCAUAGUUCUUUAAAAAAAACCUGCAUCUUACUGCAAUUAAAAUAGGUUACUCUUAAUCAAAAUGCUGGAGCAAAUGCAUCUUAAGUGUUAGCAUUAACAGCUAAGGCUGUAAUCAUGAAUGCAGCUAAUAAAAGAAUUAUUGUCACACAUCUAAAAUUAGGGAAGAGGAAAAUUUAACACCUUGUCCUAAAAUAGACUUUCUUUUCUGUAUCCUUUUAACUUCCCCUUCCCACAGAACUAGGAUUACUUUACUUUCCUGUAUGUAUUUGAACUUGAGAAUCAUGAGUGGUGGGGGGACGAAAGGAGUGAAAUCUACUUUCCUACAGCAUAAGUUGCAGAAUAGUCUGUAAACACUUUUUGUCAGACCUGGGCAUUAAUGAUUACUUUGCCUUGGCCCUCCACUUAUUUUUAAUGUAAUAGACUUCUGUUUUUACAAAGGACAUAAUUUUACCUCUGAAUUUGCUCAAGUCCUAGUAAGCCACCAACUUCUUCACAGGGCAGCAUGUAUGUAGAACUGCAUUGUACAAAUCUUUUUUAAAGUAAAGCAUGUGUUAGGCUUCUGUGAAAAUGUCUAAAACUUAAUUGUUUGGAUUUUAACUUCAUACUGAACUGUCCUUUUGUCCAUAAUAAAAUU
Protobothrops mucrosquamatus (brown spotted pit viper) is the source of this 1808-nucleotide messenger RNA. Its product is annotated as chromobox protein homolog 1. The transcript has 5 exons. The record is from RefSeq and is a predicted model, not a curated record. Lineage: Eukaryota; Metazoa; Chordata; Lepidosauria; Squamata; Viperidae. Gene Ontology annotation, molecular function: chromatin binding. Gene Ontology annotation, biological process: chromatin organization; negative regulation of transcription by RNA polymerase II. Gene Ontology annotation, cellular component: nucleus; pericentric heterochromatin. The coding region runs from base 199 to 756 and encodes 185 amino acids.